GUUUUGUGGAACUCAAGAUAAAGCUUGUCAACAUGUGGGCGCUUCAUUUGUAAUUGUGCAUGUCAAUGGUUUUUUUCUGCAAUUAUUUGAGUUUUUAAUUCAGUAGUUCUCAUUUUAUUUUAUUGAAUCUGCAUAUUUGGUGACAGUACAUUACUCAAAGAAUAACAGUUGCUAGUCACAUUAUUGAAACCAGAAAAGUAUCAGAAAAACAUUUGAGAUGAUGCUACACUGAGUUAUGUGUCCACGCUGGGUAUAAGCUGAAAAUUUGAGCCCGAGAUUUGGACUUUUACAACACUAUCACGAAGACACGAUCCUUCAGUAUUUUUCUCUUUGACCGACCAGCACGUUAGUUUACUCAGUGUUUCUCUGUUCAUUUCUUCCUUAGAAUUGCCUCGCAAGAAACGAAAGAUAGGAAUGAAGAUCAAGGCAUGCUGAACAGUAGGAUAUUCAGAAGAUCCAUAAAGAAACAAACUAAACAUACUGCUAUGGACAUAGAAAAUAAUGAGGAAGAUAGUGAAGAAAUUGGAAUGGAACACAUAUCAAAGAAAGUGGAAAAGCGUCCCGAAUUCAGUAAAACGGGCAAGCCACUCUUACUUCAUGAUAGUAAACAUUCUGAGGAGGAUGAAUUGGUUAACUGGAAGAAGAAUUUUCAUUUUGCUUCCUUUCCACUCUAUGAUUUUGGGAAUUGGAUACCAUUUGUGAUGGCACGAUGGCCUUGCCUUGGCACAGGGUGUGGUCUACCACAAGUUGCAUUCAAAAAUAGUAAAGGUAACUUUUUGUUUGCGUGUACGAUAAGCAGAUCAAUUUGAUGCAGUAUAGUCUACGUUUACUAUUGUAUAAGGGUUGUUUAUAUUAACAUGGGAGAACUUUGAAAACAAGCAAGACCGCAUUUGACACGACUUUCUUUCCAUAAAAAUGUUGUAUGUGAAUAUUCAAUAACAUGAUUAACAAAUUAACAUGAUUAACAUGAUUAAAAGAUUUCUUCCAAAUUGUUAUACCAUGUAAAACAAUUUGAAGACUGAUGAAAGGCAUUUCCUCAGAACAUCGAGAAGUUUUUUUCUUCGUUGUAGGCUAAUGUGCAAUAUUACCCAGGAUUUACAAAUUACACCGUAGAUAUGCUGAACCAGAUUUUAGUGAUUGACCGAUAAUCGUUAUCGGGCCGACUUUUGCCUUAUCGGUAGACAAUCGGAACUGUAUUUCCGAUCGUGUAAACCGAUUGUUGAGAAAAUACGCACUUUAGAAAUGAUCGAUAUACAUUGCGCGUUCAUACACGCUGCGUUUUAAUAUAUUGCGUUAAAUUAAUGCGUGAUCAUGAAGUGUGUCGUUUAUGAACGGUUUUAACGAGAGUAACGUUGGAAGCACUGAUAUCAGUGGUUGGGAAGUUAUCGUUGAAAAAUGGAAAUGAAUGACGUCACCUUUACUAUAGGUCGACUGACGCGUGACAUCAUAAGAUCGGUAAUCGGUAAUUUCUGAUUGGUAAUUUCGGUCAUUUACUAAUAGUUUUAAGAUGAUUCAUCAGUUUUGCAUUGUGCACUAUUACUGCGCAUAUAUAUCUAAUAACAAAUUCUAGCUAAUAUAGGUAGUCGAACUGCAAUGUAAAGUGAUAAAGAAAGAGUAAGGGCAAAAAGAAAAACACUCUGCAUUGAUUAAGCUUGCUUCAGGAAUUAUACCUUUAAAAAUGACAGAAAUCUGGCUAGGGCUGCCUGUGCAACUAACACUAAACCACAUCAUGUUGCAUGUUUAACCCUCCUACUUAUUUUAUUUUAUAUUUUUUCUCUUCUAUACAUUUUACAUGUCAUCAGAAAGUAAGAGAAAAAUCAUUUCUACAACUUAUAAUAUUUUACAUUUUUCGAGCAUGCUUCCCAAAAUAACAUUCUGAGAAGACGGGAAAAGACAUCUUUGCACCACGACAAUGCACGUCUGCUCAAUGAUUUUUGAUUCGCUAAAAUACCAUGUUUUCUUGUAUAUAAUCACUAGACAGACAUUUUUAGUAGGAUCCUUGUUAAUAAAAUUCAAUAACGGACCAAUUGCGAUUGUUCCUGUAACUCGUAAAAAGUCAGGAUGGCGCCACAUGUGGGAAAAGAUGGCAUAUUGCACUUGUCAUAUCUUCGAAAUGAGUUCGGUGACCCCAAGCUUUUUCUGUUUUUACAAUGAACAUAUAUAUCAUAAACUUCACCCCUGGGAAGUUUCAGCAAAUUCUCAUUUCCAGAACAAUUUGAUGAAUCACCUUAAAUUAAACCGAUGUCUCAUUGAAAGUUUCCAAGUUUAAUGUAUGUAUGCAAGCAUGCACUCAGAUGCAGAAAAUGGUUUCUGCAACUACUGCACUUUCAAGAGAGAGAAAUCUCAUUUCUUUUAUUAUAGGAGAUAUUCUACGCGUUGUUCCUCGUUUAGAGGCGCGAUAUGAUUGGCAACCUAUGCCAUUUCGAACUCUUGUCAAACAUGAGAAAACACGUUUGAGAUAUGUUCACAAUCCAUGUCAUCACACUCCAAAGGCAAAACAAAUGAAGACCGCUUUUAAAGAAGUCGCACUUGUUUCCAGUGAUGAGGAAUGCUCGACUUUUCAAAAGGUAUAUAACCAUGCAGGUAUACCAAUUUGGAACGAGUUUGUUUCAAAAUUAAAGACCAUCAAAUUUGCAUGCGUCCGCACGACGGAUGUUGCUAUUUGAUAUUUGAAGUCUCGUGAACGUACAGUACGAGUGCUUGUUUUUAAAUGGUAUAAAAAUCCAUGCUUUUAUACUUAAAUAAUGCUAAUAAUAUACACUGUAUAUGAAUCUGACACUUCGCCCUUCGUAGGAGGUAACUGAAAAGUUUAAGGGCCUUGGAUCUAACUGCUGCUUACCUCGGAACUAACUGCUGCUUAUCUCCCCACAACGGACUUCGCUUGAGACGUCGGAGUGCAUUUACUACAAUCACAUGCAGAUAAUUAUGCAGAUAGUUCAACAACAAACAUAAAUUACAACAGCUUAUUAAUGUUAUGCAUACUACCUAUACCCUUGCUCCGACGUUUGAGAUAUAAUCAAUCCAAUACUAAGCUACAGGGCACUCGGAAACUGCACACCUUCACCAACGAAUUAGUUAUGGUAUCAUGUUUACAAUGAGCUAAUUACGCAGCCAUUCAGUUUACUCUGUCAGGCAAAACAUGACAAACUUUUGCUAUAAAUUUCUCAUACAAUCUCCACCAAAUUCAACCAAAAUUUUACAUACAAAUUUUCUUAUGAAAUACGUUUGAUAUUUUUGAAGUUAUCCUGCUGACAGACAAACAGACACACAUACACACGUAAAAAAGCAGAUGGAAACAUAACCUCCUGCCGGAGGUAAAAAUAAUGCAAUUAUAUUUGGAAACCGCAGCCGCAACUGUUCACGUCAAUUUUUGUUGACGAUCUUCAUGUUUUCUUUCAGAUUCAAAAUGUAGCAAAGAUGGGAAUGAGGUUCGUGUUAAUUUAUGCGAAAAAGAAUGAACCAGUGAAAGAAAUAAAAUGUAAAAAUGAAGAAUGCUUUCAUCUUCUCGGUGCAUCAGCCGCCAUGAUCUCCUUUGAUGAUGGUGAUGAGGCAAGAAGAAUGAUGAAGGAUCAAGAUUUGUUCGUUGAAUUACAAACCACGAGUCAAGAUAGUUUCUUCUUUGCCAUUGACCACCAAGGAAGACUUGCAGAAGUUGGUCUAUUUCUUUAUCCCUCGCUCCACUUUCUUGCGUAUGAAGCACAAUGGUAAGUAAGUGAUAGAAAAAGUCACGUUUACUGCCGGUGGUAGUUUAUGAGCAAUUUGUAGCCUAGUAGAAACUAACACGAAUAGUGGGCUGAUGUAUCUUCCCAUUUUGGUUUCAGUUUGCCUGAAGUAUUUGGAUCCGUCAGUCACCUUUGGACUUUAAAGGCGGGAGAUUAUAGACUAUAGUCGUUUUGUGUCCAAAGAUACAAAGGCUGCGUGUAGGUCUUGUAGGGUAAAAUGCAUUGAUAGCAGACGACAUGCCUGAUAUGUCCGUGAACCAAUUAAGAUGUUUGAAUAAAUUAUUAACACAAUUAUUUCAUGAGGUUGAGCAGGAUAUUCAGAAUUACCAUAUACUCGGGAGGUCGAUAAUGCUUUCCAAGUAAUUUGAUUGCAUGGUUGUUCAGCUUCGGAGCGGAAAAAUUCCAAACCAGAAAGCUAAACUGCAUAAAAUGGUAGUUUAGUGAAACUACAAAGUCUAAUAUGUGCUAUUGCCAACUGUGGAAACAGAUCGACAUAUGCGUCCAGAGCUCUGCUGCCAUGAAGAUGCCAUACGCGGCAUAAGGAAUACGAAAGACUGGCAAGGAGGGCUGACAAAGAAUUUUCAGUAAAUUUCGCUCUACAAGGUUAAAUAUCGAGGUCCGUUUUUACCUUAUUCGUCGUUACAUUCAUUAAUAAGACAUGAUAAGAGAACGCAAUUAAGAUAUUUCAAGCCUUUUAUGCAUGCAGUAAUUGAUUUGUGUUAUUUUCUUUUGAAAGGUUUCAUUACGAAGCAGAUCUUAUGAAGAACACAAAAGGACAUGCUAAAGUUAUUCCUGUUUUCAACCACACUUUAAUGCGAGGUGUCAAAGGUGUCACAAAUAAAAUCCAUCUUCCUAAAGGUAACUGUCGAACAUACAUGUAGUAUUCUGUUAUUUAUAUGGGGGCUUCGAUGGAGCAGUCAUCUGAGCAAGCGCCUUUCACCUCUGAGAUUGUGGCUUCGAUUCUCGCUACGGACUCAUGUGAAAAGAGUCUGCCAACGCUCUGCCGAAAGUCGUGGGUUUUCUCCGGGUGCUCCGGUUUCCUCCCACAGGGAAAGUUGACAGGGUGGGAUAAGCACAGUUAGGAAAGUAAUAUCUCAAUUGUUCACGCGUAAAAGUAAUCAUGUUGAUGCAAGUUGUUCAAAACAGGAGCGAACAAUGUUGUGCUGCACCCCGUGAACAAUAUUGUUAACAAGUUGUUGAACCAUCAACAUUGUUGCAACUUGUUGACAAUCAUGUUAACAACUUGCAACAGCACUGAUGGUUGAACAACUUGUUAACAAUAUUGUUCACGGGGUGCAGCACAACAUUGUUCGCUACUGUUUGAACAACGCCGAACAACCUGAUCAAUUUUUACCCGUGUUCUAAAGAUAAACAGUCUAGGCUAACAUAAGUAAUCAUAAUACUUGAUGUAAUCGGUCACUGAAAAGCCCCAAUGGGGAGUGAGCUGAAUAAUAAUGUAUGUCAUGUAUGUAAAUAGGAAACGUUGUUCCUGAGACAACAUUAGCAACAUCAUCCUCUAAUAGUAACAUUAUUGUGGCACAUAAUUCACCUCUUAGAAAGCAAAUUCAGUAACGUCUUUUCUUUCAUAUUUGAAACGAAGUUGAUUAAGUGAAAUCCCCACCAGAUGGAUGAUAUAACCACUGAGAAAUUGGAGACUCUACAAGUUUUGUGAGCCAGGAUCUUAUAUGUGGAUUUUUGACCUACGGACCGCAUCAUGAUGCAACUAUACGUAAGACCCAUGGUCACCAAUAGCUCAGUGGUUAGAGCAGCCAUCUAAAACGUGGAGGGUGGUGCAUAUAUAGAAUCUCACUUUGAGCUCAGAAUGAUCCAGGGUGGUUUCUAGGCCACUUGUAUAGUGAGUUCUCUACAUCAACUUCGUUUCUUACAUUACAUAUACACAGUAUACUUGGUUUGCCCAACUUCGGGUAACAUGGUAAGGAACUAUGCAUUCGUUUGCACGAUUGUCUCCUAGUUUGGCUUGGGCUUACUACUAAUAAAGGCUGAUUUCCACUGUUGCGUUUUUCGUACGCACGUAAAACUUUGAUCCUUCUAUUUUUUAAAUAUUUUACAAAUAAGUUAACAAAUGCAUACUAAAACUUGCGGGACACUGAAUUAUGUUGCUUUAUUUAUUUGGUUAUUUCAUAAGUAACAGUUAAUUAAACGGAUUUACAGUUUUACAUGCGUAUACGUACGUAUGAAAAACGCAACAGUGGAAAUCAGCCUUAAUGCGGCCCCAAGCUUUUUCAGGGGAAAGUUGAUUUAGUAACCAAGAAAGCGGUUUGGCACGCGAACGAUAUAUACAUAAUAUGUGAAAUAAAGUCUUUAUAUAUUGUUAAUUUAUGUUUUCAAAAGAUUUUCUCAAGUAUCGUAACGUGGAGUUAGAUAUGUCGCUUCGUUGUCCAGAGUCUUAUGACUCGUCUUGUCCACGCUGGGAUCACGUGGUUCACCUGACAGUAUGCUGUCAAGAUAAGAGCAAACUUUGUGGUGUGGAGAUUGGACGCUGGGUUACUCCCUAUGCCAGGUAAUUUUCAUAAUGAUAUUCUUACCAAGAUAGACAUUAUUUCUCACAAUUCGUGUGAGACAACACACAAUUUAAAUUUACCCAAGUUUGAGAAUCAUUCCCGUGAAACUUCUUCGCUAGCCCACGCGAUUGUCCUCGUACCAAAAAAUCUUUCCACGAACAUACCGUUGGCAAUUUUUCAUGUAUUAAUGUAAUAUAUUGUAAUGGGGAUUAUUAUAGCACGUUCCGGGGCCGGUUGUAUAAAACUCUUAAUCACUUUUUUAAUCACUAUUUUGUAGUUAGAUAGUGAUUAACUCUCAAAUAGGCGCUUCUUAUUGGAUGACGUUUCCACUUAACUAUGAAUAACUUUAAUCACUUUUUUAUACAACCAGCCCCCGGUCGGUAUUACGACUAUAUAUAAUAGGUGAUUUGUAGCAAAAUAAUUCUUUUGACGAUUGUAAUGCAAGAUAAAAAUCUUUUUAUACAUCAUGCAUGUAUGUAUAGACUAUAGUUUAAAUUUUCCAUAUCAUUUUUCUAGAUCAGUUGGAAGGUGGCUAACUCCAAUCACGUCACUCCUACCACUGUUUACAAGCUCGACCUGCACGUUGACGAUGAAGACAGUUCCUUGGGAAAUGCCAUGGACACCUUCACUCAAUAUUCGUUUUUCUGACCAUAUCUCAGGUGAGACUAUAAAGUCAAAUACGAAGGUUAGAAGACUCGGUGGAAAAGAUAGUUUAGUUUGAUUUCAGGAGGUAUUUCGGUUUAAUACGCAAAUGUCCGAAAUUUAGUUACUUCAUUAUUUUGAAAGUCAUUUUGCCUAACAAAAAUAGAAAGGUUUGAAGUUAGUAGUGGCAUUUCAACUGUAUAUAUAUAUACCAUUAUAAUUUUUUGUUUAGAUUCCAAACAUGGAUACAGUAAACGACGAUAUUCUCCUGAUAUUGUUCCCUAUGGAAUACUGAAAUUGUAUCAUGGAGGAAAAUUUGAUAAAAAUUAUAACAGCAAGUAUAAAGAUGUCAGUUUUAAUCCACCAACAUGGGCAAAGAGAGUUGAACUUGUCGCGAUAAUUACAGGACAUGGCAAGGAUAAUAAUGGAUGUGCCGAGUUUUGUGUUACGUCGCAUCAUUUUACUGUCAAUGAUAUAUCACCGAAUGUUAUAGUGUUCAAAAAUGCUGCGACUGCAAUGGGCUGUGCCGAGCGAGUUGAUAGGGGCGUGGAACCGAAUGAACAUGGCACGUGGUUGUAUGGUCGUGAUGGGUGGUGCCCUGGGCAAGAAGUUGUCCCCUGGGUUAAAGAUAUCACUAAUCAAGUAGAUUUAAAAAGUGAAAACACUAUUAAGUACUUUGGUUAUUUUAAUGGCACUGAUCCUAAUCCGAGACAUUCACCAGGAAAUAUUGAUAUGUCUUCAUAUUUAGUGUUUUAUAGAAUGGCCAAGGAUUUGAUAGAUAUUUAAAACGAAAGUUUCGUUACAAACCUGGAAAAAAAGUACUUAAUGUUUAUCGGAUCAUGAAUUUCCUCAUUUUUUAAUAUUUCUCAAAUCAUGUGCCUAAAACAAUAUCC
Paramuricea clavata is the source of this 7779-nucleotide messenger RNA. The record is from the annotation of a GenBank genome assembly. NCBI's taxonomy places the organism in Eukaryota, Metazoa, Cnidaria, Anthozoa, Malacalcyonacea, Plexauridae.